UUCCUAAUGGAAGCACAACGUUGUUUGAAAUCGAGGUUUGAUGGUUAAACACACAUGUUUGUGGCUUGCCAUCAAAAUCUAAACAACUUCGGAGUUUUUUACAAUUUUCCCCUCAUUUCUUUGUCCUUUUGGUGCUUUUUCAAAACCCAAAGAAGCAGAGGAAUAUCCUUAGCUAACCAAACACUUGGAAAUUUGGCUAUUUGAGGGUAAAAAUGUCCCACGAUCAUCAUUAUCGUGUUUAUUUGGGUCGGUUGCCGUACGGAACUAGAGAGAGGGAUAUCGAAAAGUUUUUGCAAGGAUGCGGCAGAGUUCGUGAUAUCAACUUGAAGAAUGGCUUUGGAUUUGUGACUUUUGAUGAUCCCCGCGACGCCAGAGAUGCUGUAGCAGAUUGUAAUAAUCGAGAGUUGCUUGGAGAAAGAAUUCUAGUUGAGGCAUGCCGUGGAUCAAGUUCCCGAGGGUAUAGCGGUGGACCACGGCAAACCAGGGGUAGAGACAAAUAUGGUGCUCCAAUUCGCACACCAUGGCGUGUUCUUGUUGAAAAUCUAUCCACUAGAGUCAGUUGGCAGGACUUGAAGGAUUACGUCAGACAAGCUGGUGAUGUUACAUAUGGCGAUGCUCACAGACCUACCAAAGGAGAGGGAGUUUUGGAGUUUGCAACACAUUCAGACGCACGAAAUGCAGUCAGAAAGUUGGAUGGUACGACUUUGAACGGCAAGAAAAUACGCCUCAUUGAUGACAGUCCGAAAAGCAAGCAUUCUCGUUCUCGAAGUCGCUCAAGGUCUUCGUCACGUUCAAGACGUCGUCGUAGCCACUCUAGAUCCAGAUCCCGCUCCAAGUCUCGCUCCAGGUCUCCUUCCAAGCCUCGUUCCAGAUCUCGGUCGAAGAAUCGCUCCAGGUCACGUUCCAGGUCUCGUUCCAGAACUCCCAACUCCAGGUCUCGUUCAAGAUCCCCAAGACGGUCACGGUCGAGAAGUCGUUCCAGCUCCCAUUCACCUCGUAACCAGUCUCCAACCAAAGACAACCAAAAUGGUGAUGAUGCUGGUGAUUAAAUGCAUCUUCAAUCAACAACUGUACUGUCAUAUGUUUGCACAUUUCUCUGUGAUUUAACCUUGUUCAAUGUUCAGUUUAGUUAAACAAAAACAAGUCUGCUCGGAUUAUACACUGGAUAAUAGUGGCUGUACCUGACAAAACAAUUUUCAUUAGAAAUUAAUUCCCACAGAACCUUAAAGGCUUCAGUUUGUAUUAAGUUUUAGAUGAAUUAGUGCUUGGGUGUUAGGCCUUUUAAAGUUAUUUUUUGGACUGGUAUAGUUGCUUUGACCAGUGUAUUAUCUGAUCAAUCUUGCUUACCGAAUACCCACAUGAGCAGAUUGCAUGGCCUUGUUAACAUUUUUUUUCCUCUUACAAUAAUUUUAAUGUUCAGUUGUAAAUAAUUGUGUUACGUUAGGAGAGCAUGAAAAUGCCCUUUUUUAGGGUAGUCUUAACCCAAUCCAAUGGUAACAAUAGUUGUCUCAAUAGAAUAGGUUUUGUAACCAUAGUUUGACCAAAAAGAGAAUUGAACUCAGAGCACUUUGGCCUACCACUGGUUAAACGAUAAAAAUACAAUUUUAAAAACAUUG
Molecule: messenger RNA, 1616 nt
Organism: Dendronephthya gigantea
Lineage: Eukaryota; Metazoa; Cnidaria; Anthozoa; Malacalcyonacea; Nephtheidae
Product: serine/arginine-rich splicing factor 6-like
Exons: 8
Coding region: 213-1049 (278 amino acids)
Cellular component (GO): ribonucleoprotein complex; nucleus; cytoplasm
Molecular function (GO): mRNA binding
Source: RefSeq, a predicted model, not a curated record